This is a messenger RNA of Terrapene triunguis (Three-toed box turtle), 2474 nucleotides long. RefSeq names its product collagen type X alpha 1 chain (gene COL10A1). The coding region runs from base 100 to 2133 and encodes 677 amino acids. Lineage: Eukaryota; Metazoa; Chordata; Testudines; Emydidae. The transcript is spliced from 3 exons. Gene Ontology annotation, molecular function: protein binding. The record is from RefSeq and is a predicted model, not a curated record.
UUCUGUUCUGCGCACCUGUGGCGGAAGAGCACCUCAGUAGGCUACUGAAAGGCUACUACAUAUUUGGAACUCUACACUAUUCUGAACAGAUUGGGGAAUAUGCAGGUACAAAUAUCCUUUCUGCUGCUGCUUUCUCUGAACAUUGUCCAUGGCGGUGAUGGGUUUUUUUCUGAACGAUACCAAAAACAAGCCAGCAUGAAGGGGCCACAUUUCUUACCAUUUAACGUAAAAAGUCAAGGUUUACAGGGAAGGGGAGAACAAGGACCUCCUGGUCUACCAGGUCCUGCUGGCCCAAGAGGACAACCAGGCCCAGCAGGGCCACCAGGCUAUGGAAAUCCAGGUCCUCAAGGUCCACCAGGGUCCCCAGGCCCACCCGGAUUUUCUGCUGUUGGAAAGCCAGGCUUACCAGGUUUACCAGGAAAACCAGGGGAGAGAGGAUUAAAUGGUGAAAAAGGAGAUAUUGGACCUGCUGGUCUCCCAGGAUCAAGAGGGCCACAGGGGUCUCCUGGAAUUCCUGGUCCUGCUGGAAUCUCUGUUGCUGGCAAGACAGGAGAACAAGGGCCACCAGGAGCACAAGGGCCCCGGGGUGUCCCCGGAGAAAAGGGUGAGGCAGGUAUUCCUGGUAUAAACGGACUAAAGGGAGAAAAUGGAUAUGGAGUUCCAGGUCACCCAGGAGACAGAGGGCUCCCAGGCCCCCAAGGCCCCCCAGGACCUCCUGGACUUGCUGGGAUAGGGAAGCCUGGUGAAAAUGGGUUUCCAGGUCAGCCAGGUGUGAAAGGUGAUCGGGGUUUACCAGGUGCACCAGGACCAGCAGGCAUCCCAGGUUCCCAAGGUCUUCCUGGGGAACCUGGAGCAGCAGGAAUUGGAAAGCCUGGAGCAAAUGGACCACCAGGAUUACCAGGGAUUCCUGGAGCUAAAGGACUGCCUGGACCCCCGGGCAUGCCUGGAUCCCCAGGUCUUCCAGGGUUUGGAAAGCCAGGUUUGCCAGGGAUGAAAGGACAUAGAGGACCUGAAGGCCUUCCCGGUGUUCCAGGAAUCAAAGGAGAUGAAGGCCCAGCUGGAGUUCCAGGAGAACCAGGGCCAUCUGGACCACCUGGAAAUAUGGGUCCUCAAGGACUUAGAGGAAUACCAGGUGAAAACGGCCUACCUGGGCCUAAAGGUGAAGCAGGACCUGCAGGCCUUGCAGGAUACCCAGGAGCUAAAGGUGACAGAGGCCUACCAGGAUUAGAGGGAAAACCAGGAUAUCCAGGGGAGCAGGGUCUUGCUGGUCCUAAAGGACCUCCAGGUUUACCAGGCCCAAAAGGGGACAAUGGUCAUGCAGGGCCACCUGGCCUACCUGGUCCAAUGGGUGCACCAGGACUUAAAGGAGCACCAGGAUUUAAUGGUGAGCCAGGCCCAAGAGGACCUUCUGGAAUACCUGGUAUAAGAGGUCCAAUUGGGCCACCAGGCAUUCCAGGUUUUCCAGGCACUAAAGGGGAGCCAGGGGCACCAGGAUUACCAGGUCCAGCUGGCAUUGCUACAAAAGGUUUAAAUGGACCCAUGGGGCCACCUGGGCUCCCAGGCCCAAGAGGCAACAAUGGAGAGCCUGGGUUACCAGGCCCUCCGGGUCCACCUGGUCCUCCUGGGCAAGCAAUACUCCCACAGAUGCCAGAUGGUUAUAUAAAAGCAGGAGAGAGUCAAGGCCUCACAGGAUUGCCUCUUAUGAAAGCAGGAGUAAAUCAAGGUCUAACUGGAAUGCCAGUGUCAGCUUUCUCUGCCAUUCUCUCCAAAGCCUACCCUGGGGCCACUGUGCCCAUCAAAUUUGAUAAAAUCUUGUACAACAGACAGCAACAUUAUGACCCCAGAACAGGCAUCUUCACAUGUAGGAUCCCAGGACUUUACUAUUUUUCUUACCAUGUACAUGUAAAAGGAACAAAUGUUUGGGUCGCACUCUACAAAAAUGGCUCACCAAUCAUGUACACUUAUGAUGAGUACAAGAAAGGAUACCUUGACCAAGCUUCUGGAAGUGCUGUCAUUGAUCUCAUGGAAAACGAUCAAGUCUGGUUGCAGUUGCCCAAUGCAGAAUCUAAUGGCUUGUAUUCCUCUGAUUACGUUCACUCCUCUUUCUCAGGAUUCUUGUUUGCUCAUAUGUGAUAGUAUCCCACUUUAGCCGUCCUAAUAUUGUCUCUUUCAGACAAUUUUAAUUGGACUAUGAUGUGGCACCUAUGACUGGUCAAACAAAUUAUUUGCAACAAAGGGGAAGUGAGGAUGAUAGGGUAGGGGAGUUUGUUUCAAAAUUAAGCUUCAGAGUAACUUUGUGCGUUUUUAGAAGAAUGUCGGAGAUUUAUUUGCAAAAACUUUGUAGUAAGGGCAAGUCAGUUGUCCUGCUGAAUACAACAUUAAACAUUAUAGUAAUAGAUGAUGUAGCUCUUCUUUGUUUUACAUUUUCUUAAUCAGUAUUUCUAAGUUGAUUUUAUAUUUUAAAUGUACUCGUA